GGCCUUGAUCAUCCGGUUUUUGCUGGGAAGGGAAUGGAGCGAAUAUGGCUGAAGGCGAUUCGGGUGUCUCGUUGUUCAGUGGGAUGAGCAGCGGACAGGUCCCAGUCCCUAACAGUGGUGGCUGCAACUUUCCAGAGUAUGAGAUUCCCGAAAUAAACACGCGUGCUUUCCACGUGGGCACCUUCGGGGAGCAGUGGCGUGGCCGGCUGAGCGGGCACGGGGAUUUGUCGCUGAAGGAGCCGCCCGCAUCCGCGCUGCCUGAGCGAGGAGGCGUCGCCGACUCCGCCUGGGAGGAUGCCACAGUGGCCCGGGAUCUGGGCUGCAGUAUGGAGGCGGCUGCCGAGCUGAGGGCAAUUUGCGGCCUUGAUAAACUGAAGUGCCUCGAAGAAGAGGAGGACCCGGAAGUCAUCCCAGAGAAUACUGACUUAGUGACUUUGGGGGUUAGAAAGAGGCUUUUGGAACAUCGAGAAGAAACAAUAACUAUAGAUCGAGUCUGCAGACAAGAAACAUUUGCAUACGAGAUGGAGUCACGUGCUGUGGGGAAAAAGCCUGAAAAUGCAGCAGACAUGAUAGAAGAAGGGGAACUUAUCCUGUCUGUGAAUAUCUUGUACCCUGUUAUAUUUCAUAAGCACAAGGAACACAAACCAUACCAGACAAUGCUGGUAUUGGGCAGUCAGAAGCUCACGGAACUAAGGGAUUCAAUUUGCUGUGUCAGUGACCUCCAGAUUGGUGGGGAGUUCAGCAAUACUCCUGACCAAGCCCCUGAGCACAUCAGCAAAGACCUAUACAAAUCAGCCUUCUUUUAUUUUGAAGGAACAUUUUACAAUGAUAAAAGAUACCCUGAGUGCAGAGAUUUGAGCAGAACGAUCAUUGAGUGGUCGGAGUCCCAUGACAGAGGCUACGGAAAGUUUCAGGCUGCGAAAAUGGAAGACUUCUCCUUCAAUGACUUAAAUAUUAAACUGGGUGUUCCUUACCUAUACUGUCACCAGGGAGACUGUGAACAUGUGAUUGUUGUUACUGACAUAAGGCUUGUGCAUUGUGAUGACUGCUUGGAUAGGAAACUUUAUCCCCUUCUUAUCAAGAAGCAUUGGCUAUGGACCAGAAAAUGUUUUGUCUGUAAAAUGUACACAGCUAGAUGGGUGACGAACAAUGACAGUUUUGCACCAGAUGACCCGUGUUUCUUUUGUGAUGUUUGCUUCCGAAUGCUCCACUAUGAUUCAGAAGGCAACAAACUGGGGGAAUUCCUCGCUUAUCCUUAUGUUGAUCCUGGAACCUUUAAUUAAUAGCAGAAAAUGUGUUCUUUUAGGAACAGGACCAACGUGCAACAAUCAGCUAAAGUUACCCCCAUGCCCCUCACAGAGUUCAAAUUAGAAAUUUCCUUACAAAGUAACUUGAUUGUAUUUAAAUGCUUAGAAAUAUCUUUUAGUAUUUAUUACAAAGUAUAGUUCUCAGCGGCUUUUCGCCCAUUUUCAAAUCUGUUUAUCUUACUGAGUUGUAGGCAGGCUUUAUAUAUUUUGAAUACAAAUCCUUUGUCAGAUAUAUGUAUUGAUUUUCUCCUAGUCUGUGGCUUGCCUGGUCAUUGGGUUCAAUUAAUGAUUGGAAGUGGUGGAAGUACUUUGAAAAUUCUUUGAAAAUGAGAAAUAAACAUGAGAUCUUGGGUAUAUACGCAUAGCUUCACAGAAGUAGCAUUUGAAUUGAAGCUUCAUUUUUUAAAAAGAUUUUAUUUUUGGAGAGAGAACGAGAGGGAGAGGAACAUCAGUAUGUGUUUGCUUGUCCUCUCAUGUGCCCCCCACUGGGGACCUGGCCCACAAACCAGGCAUUUGCCCUCACUGGGAAUCGAACUGAUGACCCUUUGGUUUGCAGGCUGGUGCUCAAUCCACUGAGCCACAUCAGCCAGAGCUGAAGCUUCAUUUCUUGACAAGUUUUGGUGAGUCACGAAUGCUAAGUUUAAAAUGUACGUAAGUUUAGUAUUUUUGUAAUCUCAUGUAAUAUGACAACUGGGACAUGGGAAUUCAAUAUCCUAUGGAUUAUUAGCUCUGGUUCACUUAUUCCUGGACAGUAAUACCCAGUAUUCUGUGUGCAAAAAGAAAAGUUUUUCUGGAUCAAUUCCUCAUUCUUUCAGGCCCCUUACUAUAAUUUUCUUCUCUCAUUCUGGGCCAUAGGGGCAAGUGUGAUAAAUUCCAAGGUUUAGUAGAUCAUCAGGGAAAAUUGUAGCUACAGUAUCUACUUGGAAAUGUUUUGGGGAAUAUUUUUGUGUGUGUGGAAAAUUAAACUGUCAUUUAAAAUUUCGCUUUCUUCUAGGUUACAUUUAUAAAUUCAACUGAAUUCCAAACUGCCUGGAUGGGUAAGAACAGACAUUUACCAUAUAAAUCAAAAACUGAUGAAGCCUAUAAAAGCUUAUAUGUUUAAAAUGUUGACAUUAAAUGUUUUAUGGACUUAAAUUCCACAUUUAAGGAGUUCAAUUAAGAACCCCUUUCUAGUAUAUCUAGCAGUGUUCUUACUCACUGAUUCAGUCAAUAUGCAAGAGGAUCAACGUAAAUAAGUUGUCCCAACAUGGAUGGUUACUGCCUAAAAUUUUACUUUAUUUCCAAUGAUGAUUUAAAAUUCUUUUGGAAACCAGAUUUACCCAAUUUAAGUUCUCAGGUAAAAAAUUAUUUUUAAACUGUAUUCCUUACAGCUUCUACUUUAUAUACAGGGGUCUUUUUUUUUUUUUUACUUUUAUUCUAAAACAAAAAUUCUAGAAAGUGAAUUAUAACAGAAGCAUUAAUCCAUGUGUGGUGCCAGUCAGUUUAUUUUAGUGGAUAAAGACGGUCAGUUAAUAUUGAAUUCUUGUUUUAUCGUUUUAGAAUGUUCUCCUGACGGUUCUUAAAGUGAACCUUUUCACCAAUGUUACAAGCCUCAGGUAUCUAUUAUCAUUUCCUGGUAAAAUCUAAAAGGCUAACCUAACCAGAUCACUUCAAGAAUUUGCCAAUGCAUUGUGUAUCAGAUACACAGGUCUCACACCAAAAGAAAUUCUCGGCUUCCAAACAGGCACAAAGGUAUCUUGUAUCAGGGAUUUUAUAGCUACAAAUUGCAACAUUAAACAGCACAUGAGUGAGGUUACAUAUUUUAUCUAAAGAAAAGCAAAUAUGAAGACAUGAACUUGAAUUAAUCAGUAUCCUCUAUUUAGAAAUGAAUCAGACUUUAAUAUAUAGAGUCAUGCACAAAAUCACAGUCUAGAAAAGCAGUGCCUGUUUCCUGAAACAUCUUUUUCAGGCUUCAUUACCUUUUAAGGGUAAUUAAGCCUUUCUCCCAAUCACAUCACAAUGUCUUUAGCAAUCUCUAAGGCUGGAGAAUUGCACAGCACAGAUUUGAAUACAUUUCUGCCUAUUUAGCAGGUUCUUAAGGUAUAAACAUGGGCCAGUGUAACAAAGUUGCUAGUGAAACCUUCAGAGCCCUGUAAAAGCCAUUGGUCUUGUAUGGGCCGCCUCAUCUUGACCCAGCAUCUUCAACCAGGUAAGUGUAUGUGUAUACUACAAUCAAUUUGUUGUCCUACUAUCUGAAAACCACACAACAUAAUAGCAAUUAUAAGGCUUAAAGUACUCCGAGCUGUUUACACACAGAAAGUCCGAUUUAGAUUCUCUGAUUCAGAUGGUACUCCUAUAAUUUCUCCAAAGGGGCUAAGAAAACCUUCAACAGUUGAUUCUGCUGAGUCAUGCAUAACUUACUUUUUUGAAACAUCCAAUGUAAAACAUUAUCCAGUAGUCUAAAAAGCAGCAAUGAAAUAGGUGGUGUGUACACACUUUUUUUUUAGUGUGGGUUUGAAGGCCGAGGCAGUGGUCUUACACUCUCAUUUAAUUAUCUCUAGAACAACUUGUACAGUUUUGGAGUUUUAACCAAAUACACAUUUAAGUUCAGCCAGUGCUUCUGAACAUUCUUGAUGAUUAUUUAUAUGAUUUUCAAGAGGGUUUUGUGCAUUAGUGACAAAGAGAAAUGUCUUGAAAUGAGGGUUAGAGAAGGCACCUUGUGUUUUAAUGCCACAUAAUCAGAACAUUCUGUGAUUCUUCGUAAGCUGUGUAGGUCUGUUGGGUCACAGAAGGGAGAAUGGAUCAAAAAUAACAUUUCCUUUAUUUUUAUCAGUUUGAGCUUAUUAGUUUCCUAGUCUCUCCAAACAACACAAUCUCUAUUACUCCCCCUUGGCAGCCAAUCCAGAAUUCCAACACAUUUUUGUAAAUAGCAAAGAAGUAAUUUACUAGUAACAGUUUGAUUAAAAAAUUCUUUAAUCAAAACAAGUUUACAUGUUGACACUUACAGCUUAACAAGAAUAAUGUGUCCAAAUUUUAGUUGUCCUAAGGACCAAACAGAUACAAUGGGAAGAGUGGCCUCCAAACACUAAGUCCUAGGUUCCAUUGUAAGACCUCUCAAAAUUAAAAUUCACUUUCCAUCUAUUGAUGAAAACAAAAUUAUCUGAGGUCAGAACAUACAGUCUAUGCCACAUGCAAACACUUGAGUAUUUAUUAAAAGCCUUUUUCCUGUACUCAUAGUUUCAAGACAAACCGUCUUAGCUACAAAAACCACCAACUGACCUAAUUAUAUGAUCUGAGAAAUACUUUGUUACAGUUAGCCUUAACUCUUGUGUUAACCUUGGGCCACUCAGAUUUAGCAGACUAUUCAAACCAUUCCUUUGCCUGCUGCCUCAGAGAAAGGUAAUGUUUCUACUUUUUGCAAUCCUGUCAAGUGUACAAUGCAGAAAUAAAAAUUCCCUUCUGAUAUAGCCAUGUUUUUAAAUAGGCUAGUUUCCUUAUAUAGUACUUUUAUUUACUUAAUAAACAUCAUGGGUUGCUUUCCAAUUAAAAAAAUACUACUUGCUAACUUUAAGUGAGUGUGACUUUUUUAAAAAAUUCCGAAAUGUCCCAAAAAUAAACUUUUAUCACUUAGCUUUCAAUUUUAGCUACUUGUACCUAUAAAGGACCUUAGACUGGCUGAACCUGUAGGGCCAGAUUCAUUCCUAUGUACACCAGUUCUGCUAUCCGCAAAAAAGUCCUGUGACUGCUGAAUUCCCAGCUACAGAAUUCAAUUAGUUUCUAAAGUUAACAUAAGUUUUGUACCAUGUAGAAUUGUCAGUUCAAUGUCAGUUGGGCAUCUAGUUGUCAUACAAAAUGGCAUACAGACCACAUACAUUAUUACAAAGCAGCAGGAUAAUGUAGCACAAUGUAGACUGAGGUUAAUUUUAAGUAGAAGGGAAUAAUUUUAUAGAAGUAACAUUUUGUCUACCAUAAAAAUGUCUAACUUCUACAAAAACCACAGUGAAAAGACAGUCUGGUAAAUCCAAGAUUUGUAAAAACUGCACAAAAUCCACAAUAUUUGGGGAAGAGUGAAGGUUUUAUACAAGUAGCAGUUUUAAAAAUGUAACUUUACUAUCACUUACACAUUAACAUACACACACAAAUUGAAAAUAUGCUACAACCAAUGUCUUGAAAAGCAGUUCCAAGAUUUCCGAUCUCCCCUCACAUUUACUGUUUAUGUAGCUGUUAAUACUGCACAAGUACACUUAACCAGUAUUUAAUUAUUUUUAAACAAAGAUAAAGGGAUUUUCCCCCUCAAAACAAGUUUUAAACAUCAAAACCUAUUAUUAUAAAAAUUUAAAACUUUCAACAGUCUAAAUAUCUCAAAUGAAAACCAUUACAAACUUCGUAAAUGUUCUUUAUAUUCCAGCAUGUCAACUUAGUUAUCUAGCGUAGAAUCCUUCAGAGAUAUUUCGGUCUCUCUCUCUUCACUGGAUGGCCUAUAGAAAAGUGGGGGGGGAAGAGGUGUGACAACUGGGGUUAGGGGACAUUUUUCCUCAAGAGAAAAAAAAGGUAUUAAUGUGUGCAUUGUUUUUUAAAUCACCCAAAUAUUUAGUUGUUUUUUUGGUUGAAAAUUCAUUUUACUGUUCUAUUGACUUUGCCAAACAUGCUGAUCAAGCACAGCAACUCAGGCAGUAUGUUGGCUCAGGCCCUUUCCAUCAUUUCCAGCUUUUAAAUGAAUUCUGUUGAAAAAACUUUAUUUACUUAUUUUUAGAAAGAGGGGAAGGGAGAGAAAGAGGAAGACAAACAUCAAUUGGUUGCCCCUCUUGUUGCCCUAACCAGGGACCUGGCCCACAGAACCCACGCUUGUGUUCUGACUGGGAAAUCAAACCAGGGACCUUCAAGUUCAUAGGCUGGCACAACCCACUGACCCACACCAGCCAGAGCUAGCAGGAAUUCUCUUUAAAAAAUUGAAAAUGUUAAUGCCUGUGAUACCAGCAUUAUUAUAAUCUAAAUGAAAAGAAGGGAUGAUACACAUCAUGCAGGAUUUCCCUAAAUUUCGGAAUUAGAAGGGAUGCCUGAUUUCAAGGCUUAAUAUAUUAAUAUACAGUGGAGGAAACCAAGGCUUGGAUAACCAUGGUUCCAUAUCUAGAACAGGUAUCGUAAUACAAAAUAGCCUGAGAUCCCAGAUCUCAUUUUUAUUAUCCUGUCACAAUUCAAUAAAGUGUGAACAUGAGUGAUAUUGGUCCAAGGAAGAAGUUAAUUUUUAAAAACUGGAUUCAGGCCAGCUCUCUAACCUUGAACACAGGCAAAUCAGUUGUAAAUAAUUGUUUUACAUUUUUGCCUUUUGAAUUUGCAUCUUGUUUCCUGGAUUCAGGAACAGGGUGGUCAAAAUAUAAUCCCUUAUAUUUGAACCUUGAGAUGACAACAUGAUUUAAAAAUCAAACACACACAUUACGACCCACUGAAACACAUCCUCACUUUUUCUUGCUGCUGGCCUCAUCUUUGCUGUCUUCAUUGCUGUCUCCAUUGUGUUGGGCUUGAUUACUGUCUUGAUCAGAGCCUCCAUUUAGAGUUUUUGAACCUUUACAAGGAUUCCAAUGGAAAAAACUGUUAGAGCUUCUAAUACUUGUGAACAUGUCCUCUAGAGUUCAAAAUAUACAACAUGAAAUUUAUAAUAAUGUAUUUUAUUUGUAAACCUUGGGGUAGCUGGAGCACAUACUUUAAGAAGCAAGGUUGCUAUGUAUAUUUGUGGGUACAGGAAGUAGAUCAUUAUUUUGAUCAUUCCAUUUAUUACUAUUAUCAGAAACAGGGUGGUACAACUGUUUGGAGCAUUAUCAUUCAUUUUAUUUCUCAGAAAAAUGUGAAUCACAGUAAAAUCUUGUACAUGUCAUUUUGUACAUGGUAUUUUAGAAAGUGUAAAAAAAGUAUUUCUUAAUUACCAUGAUUUUGUGCCCUGUUAUUAAGCAAACAAUGAGAGCCUCCAUGUAAAUCUUUUUAAGAAGAAUCUCCUCAUUGACAUGAAAUAAAGGAAGGGGGAGAUGAUCAUGGGGAGGGGGAUGAAGAGAAGAAAAAUGGGACAACUGUAACAGUGUGAUCGAUAAAAUCUGUGUUAAAAAUCUCUUAAGGACACAUAUAUGACAUUCCCUAAUACAUGAGCUAAAAAAAUCCAA
Messenger RNA from Artibeus jamaicensis (Jamaican fruit-eating bat), 7438 nucleotides. RefSeq names its product small nuclear RNA activating complex polypeptide 3 (gene SNAPC3). Gene Ontology annotation, cellular component: snRNA-activating protein complex. Gene Ontology annotation, molecular function: RNA polymerase II cis-regulatory region sequence-specific DNA binding; core promoter sequence-specific DNA binding; bent DNA binding. The transcript has 9 exons. Lineage: Eukaryota; Metazoa; Chordata; Mammalia; Chiroptera; Phyllostomidae. The coding region runs from base 45 to 1283 and encodes 412 amino acids. The record is from RefSeq and is a predicted model, not a curated record. Gene Ontology annotation, biological process: snRNA transcription by RNA polymerase III; snRNA transcription by RNA polymerase II.